Molecule: messenger RNA, 1377 nt
Organism: Alternaria viburni
Lineage: Eukaryota; Fungi; Ascomycota; Dothideomycetes; Pleosporales; Pleosporaceae
Exons: 2
Coding region: 1-1377 (458 amino acids)
Source: RefSeq, a predicted model, not a curated record
AUGUCGAGCCCAGCAAAACGUAAAGCCGAGAAAGAUAUAUCGCCACCAAAACCGAAGAAGACAAAGACGACAACAAAGACGAAGACAGAGAUUCCUGCAUAUCAUCUCACCCCAUCAAGACAGGACGAGUCUGGAGAGAACGUCUGGCCGGCAAGGAAACAGCAGAUUGAACGUGCGCGAGAGAUCAUCCGAGAAUGUGCUGAAGCGCAAAAACCAAUCGUCAUCCUACCAGAUAAGGAUGCAGACGGGCUUUCUUCUGGCGCCAUACUGCAUCAUACCCUCACCGCACUGGGUUUAUCACCUGAUCUCAUAUCCGUUCACUUUCCACCAAAAGGCUCUAAUGUACACGAUGAAACCACAAAGCAGGCCCUGACGGCUCUCUCACCAUCCUACAUCUUCAUUCUAGAUCAAGGCAGCCGGAAGACACCGCCUGUCAUCGACUCACCCCACACAUGCCUGGUAAUGGACCAUCACUUUGCAGAUGAAGGCGGCUUCCCAGAAGGCAGCGAUUACGUGACAGCUCAUGACUGCCCACCCGUGGCAACCAGCGCCUUGCUAACAUACACAAUCUGCCUCCCACUUCACCCAGACCUACACGACAAGAUAUCCUGGUUAGCAGCCCUAGGAACGCACGGCGACCUCGGAAGCAGCAUAAAAUGGGAGCCCCCCUUCCCAGACAUGGUCGCAACAUUCAAGCAACAUCCCAAAAAGUCCAUCAACGAUGCCGUGGCUUUGGCCAACGCACCACGCAGAUCAGCAGCCUAUAACGUGCGCGACGCCUGGGACGCCGUCAUCUCCGCCAGCAGUCCCGUCGACAUCUCAAAAGCCGAAAAGCUAAAAGAUGCGAGCAUGGAAGUACGACGAGAAACCGAACGCUGCACCCACACCGCCCCGAAGUUCUCUGCCGACGCCACAAUCGCCGUUCUGACUAUAUCGAGCGCCGCGCAAAUUCAUCCUGUUAUUGCUACACGCUGGUCUGGCACCCUCAAAUCGAAUAAACUCGAAAUCGUCAUGUGCGCAAAUGAAGGCUACCUGCCCGACAAAGUUAAUUUCUCGUGUCGCGUUGCCAAGUGUGCGAGAGCGCGCGAGGGAGAGGAGAAGGUCGAUAUUAUUAAGAAGUUGGAGGGUAUUGUGGCAGGGGAUGGGGAGUUGAGGAAGAGGCUUGGGGAGAGCUUUGCGAGGGGGCAUAAAGAGGCUAGUGGGGGGAUCGUGGGGAAGGGCGAGUGGGAGGAGUUUAAGAAGUUGAUGGGGGUUGGGGAGGCGAAGAAGAAGGAGGGAGGUGGGAGUGGGAAGAAGGAGGAGAAGCUGGUGCAGAAGAAUACGCUGGCGAAUUAUUUUGGGAAGAAGGAGAAGAGUGGGAAGGUGGAAGGGGCUUAG